GCGGGUCCUCCUGGGGACGAUGGCGGCUUCUGCAGUAGCCAGGCGAGCAUGGAGCCGGGUUGGGGUCACGGGGGCAAUCCCCCUUGCUGGGACCUUCCACAGGCAGAUCCACAGAACGCCCAUCUCCCUCACAUGGCUGCGUGUUAAGCCUCCUUCUUCCUCUCAUCCACGUUCUCAAAAUGGCUGCCGUGCUGUCCUGCUGAGACCGGCGUACCGCUACCAAAGUACCGCGGCCGCUGCAGGCACUCAGGUCGUCCAGCCUGCAGCCACCCCACCUAUAGAGAACACGCUCUCCACGGCAGACCUCGGCCAGGCCGUCCAGGAACUGAGCUUAUCUGAGCUGGGCCUGGGCUCUCACACCCCAGUGGGUCUAAUCCAGACUUUGUUAGAGUGCCUCCAUGUGAACGUGGGGCUCCCUUGGUGGGGGGCCAUUGUAGCAGGGACGGUGGUGGCCCGUUGCUUGGUUUUCCCACUCAUUGUGAAGGGCCAGCGAGAAGCGGUGAAACUCAACAAUCACAUGCCCCAAAUUAACAAACUGACCAGCCGGAUGAGCGAGGCCAAGCAAACUGGAAACCAGUUUGAGUUUGCAAAGGCGUAUUCUGAACUGAACCUCUACCAGAAAACCCAUGACGUCAACCCCUUGCGAGGUUUCCUCGUGCCCCUUGUCCAGGCGCCCGUCUUCAUCUCGUUCUUCAUCGCCCUGCGCAAAAUGUCCGAGCUCCCUGUGCCCAGCAUGCAAACCGGGGGGCUUUGGUGGUUUAUGGAUCUGACGGCCGCUGACCCUUACUACAUCCUGCCCCUGACGGUGACUGUCACCAUGUGGGCCAUCUUGGAGCUGGGAGCCGAAUCGGGAGUGUCAAAUCCAAACCUCCGGAUGAUGAAAACGAUUUUCCGAGUGAUGCCCCUUGUUAUCCUGCCUCUCACAAUUUCCUUCCCAACAGCCGUCUUCACCUACUGGAUGACAUCCAACCUGUUCUCGCUGGUGCAGGUCGCGGUGCUGCGGGUGCCCGCCGUUCGCGCCGGCCUGCGCAUCCCCGAGCAUGUGCACCACAGCGCGGCUGCCCUGCCCGCCCAGGAAGGCUUCGUGAAGAGCCUCAAGAAGGGAUGGAAGAAUGCGCAGACGGGUCGACAGAUGGAAGAGCGGCAAUGGCGCAUCAAAAACCACCUAGAUUUGGCAGCGAAAGGGCCGCUGCGGCAGACCUUCUCCCACGAUCCUUUGCAGCAGCACAAGCCCCCCGCCACGAAGCCGCCGCCGCCAAAGAGGCCGUGGGAGGACACGUUGGGCUGAAUGGCGACCGGCAGGGCCGCGGGAGCCCUGCUCAAAACAGAGACUUGGGGUGGGGCAGAGAGUUCGUUUCCCACCACCGCUCACUGUUCCGGUUUUGUCACCUUUGGUAAUAAAGGACUUGGACGUUC
Elgaria multicarinata webbii is the source of this 1416-nucleotide messenger RNA. RefSeq names its product OXA1L mitochondrial inner membrane protein (gene OXA1L). Gene Ontology annotation, molecular function: membrane insertase activity. The record is from RefSeq and is a predicted model, not a curated record. Gene Ontology annotation, biological process: protein insertion into mitochondrial inner membrane from matrix. Bases 20 to 1288 code for a protein of 422 amino acids. Gene Ontology annotation, cellular component: mitochondrial inner membrane. The transcript is spliced from 10 exons. Lineage: Eukaryota; Metazoa; Chordata; Lepidosauria; Squamata; Anguidae.